AUGAGCUUCCUGUACUCAAAGCUCAUCAUGAAGCCCUUUGUUGCCGCAUUGACUGCUGCUGCCAUCGCGGCCACCAGUUACGCCUCUGUCCUCCACGCAAAGACGGUUUCUAACACCUCCAUAGCUGUCGGAGAUAAGGUAGUUGAGCUCGUAGAGCUUUCCUGCGGUAGCGCGCCCGUCACCAAACGUCAAAUAUCCCCCUCUGAUGCUUUCGGCGACGUUUGUAUUUCUGAAUGCUUCACUGGUGGAUCCAUUCCGGCUACGGAGGACUGCCAAACUGUCUUCAAUGGAAUCAUGACAAAGAACUCCGAUUCGCCUACUUUCCGACUUGCAGGCGGCAGUGCUCUGGUGCUGGCCUCCGGAACCUGCGAAUUCUUCUUUCAGAACAACGACGAAAGCACCGACGAGUUUUGCUGGAUACUUCUCGCUCAGACUGGCUCUGCCUUAGGAUCAACUUGCUUCGCCAAUGGCGCGUCCGAGGGUUCCUGCUUCACCAAUACCGAACCAAUGUGGGACUUCUUGUGCGUCUGA
This is a messenger RNA of Dichomitus squalens LYAD-421 SS1, 531 nucleotides long. RefSeq lists its product as uncharacterized. NCBI's taxonomy places the organism in Eukaryota, Fungi, Basidiomycota, Agaricomycetes, Polyporales, Polyporaceae. The coding region runs from base 1 to 531 and encodes 176 amino acids. The transcript has 5 exons. The record is from RefSeq and is a predicted model, not a curated record.